This is a messenger RNA of Caenorhabditis elegans, 1265 nucleotides long. RefSeq names its product F-box domain-containing protein (gene fbxb-16). The record is from RefSeq and is marked reviewed. Lineage: Eukaryota; Metazoa; Nematoda; Chromadorea; Rhabditida; Rhabditidae. The transcript is spliced from 2 exons. The coding region runs from base 325 to 1041 and encodes 238 amino acids.
UCAAUUAAUUUUUCUAAUUGAAUGUUUUUCGUGUCGCUAUUUGUUUCCAAAAUAAAUGUUCUCAAUGAAAUAGUUUCUAUUCUGAUAAUCAUAACAACACCACUGGGUUCAAUUAGCCCAGUAGUAGAGCAUUGGUUAUGGUGGGCUCUACCGAUCUAUAAAUUUUCCUUGCACAAUCUGCUCAGUUUCCCACCAUUUAGUUGUUUGGUGUGUAUUGACCUUUCCCUGCUGUGGACUCUCCUCUGAGAUUGUCUGAGACACUUUUCUCUCUCUCCCACUAGCCAAGGAAACCAUAUUUUUCAUUCGUCUCAUUUUUCUAUCGACAUGGCAGCCGUCCCAUUUCCUAUCCUUCGUCUUCCAUCCUCUGCACUUCGAAAAUGUCUAAAACGGAUGAGCGUAGCGCAACUAAUUUCUAUAUCAUUUCUCUCGAAGAAAACAAAGGAAAUUAUCAGAAUGUUAGAAAAGGAAGAUAUAAAUCAAACCAUAACCAUAACGCAAUCAGUUUCAUUGAGCCUAUCGUUAAAAUGGCUUAAAAUUCGUGAUUUUGUUUCCAAGCCCGACCAAAUUCUUCAGGCAGCAAAAAUCUGCGAGCAUUCAGUAAACAGUGAUCCAGAAGAGUUCUAUGUGCCAGGAUGCACAGUGAAACAGUUUAUUGAUCAUAUUGCACACAUAUUCUUCCAGAACGAGGGAAUGUUAAUACAAAUUGUGAAUCUUCAGAGCGACUAUUUGAAGGAUGUUGAAGAAUAUACAAAAAACGUGAAUAUUAAAAAUGUUCAUAUUGAUUCUACAGAGAUGGAAGAUGUUCCGCUUCUUAAUUUUUUCUCCUCUGUGGAACUGUUGUCAGUGUCUGAAAUUCGAGUCAGUGAUUUUAUUAUUAUUCAAAAUGUCAGAAGUUUGGAACUUCAUGUCGUGAACCUUGACUAUAUACUAAGUUCAAACAGUUCCGAUAUUUUAUUAUACUGUUUUCUUUCCAACAAAGACCUCAACCUCCUGAUGAAGCAAUGGAUAAAAGGAUCUAUGCCCCGUCUUCGAUUCUUUUAAAUGUCCUAUUGGAGAGAACACGAACCAGUUAUUCAAACCUCACUUUUUAAAGGCAUAGACAUUGAAAGUUUGAAGAGGAAUCAUAUGAACGAAACAGUGUGUGAAAUUAAGAGGAAUGAUGGAACACUGGCAGAGAUCACUUAUUCAGCAAAUCUGCCUAAAUUUCGGAUGAAGGUCACGUCGUAUUUCUAAUUGAAUGUUUUUCGUGUCGCUAUUUGUUUCCC